Molecule: messenger RNA, 2673 nt
Organism: Triticum turgidum subsp. durum (durum wheat)
Lineage: Eukaryota; Viridiplantae; Streptophyta; Magnoliopsida; Poales; Poaceae
Source: the annotation of a GenBank genome assembly
AUGUACAGGAUGGAUCCAAAUUCUUGUUAUGUACUGAAAAUUAGAUUGCUUGGCAACCCAAAAAAAGCUAGAAAAGAGCCCAUGUGCUUUUAUUUCGAGAAGGUUAUUGAUUUCGACUUGACAAAUUAUGAAGAUUUGGUUGAAUCAAUUAUAGUGCAGUACCAGCCACGUUAUUUGGAAGUUGUGCAUGUUCACUACUAUGAUGAAGUUCUGAAAACGUUUCUAGAAAUAAAAUCAGACCAAGAGUUGAUGUAUAUGUUUGAGAAACAUGCUAAGUCAAAGAUGGUGCAGAUGUUCAUUGUAUAUUGGGAACCCUCUGAACCAUAUGAGCCUAUCAUUGAGUAUUAUAGUGAUGUGCAUAUCCAACCUAAGAACAACAUAGACCAAGAUGAUGAUAGUUAUCUUCGCAACCCAAUACCGGAGAAUGAACAUGUUGGGAUUGAUGAAGAGAAUAUGUAUUUGAAGGAAGAACCUAAAGCUCUAAAUAUGGUUCUUUUUCCUGAUAAAGAAAAGGACCAAGACUAUGUUGCUGAUGGUGAGAGUGAGGAUGAGAGUGAGGAUGGGAGUGAGGAUGAGAGUAAGGAUGAGAGCGAGGACGAGACUGAAGUAGAGGAGGAUGAUGAGUUGCAUGAGGUAAAUCAUGCCCCAAAUAUAGAGUAUGAUAAGGAUGACCCUCCUAUGACUGAAGGUUUCAUAUAUCCCAAUAUGAAGGAGUUUAAGUUGGCCCUUUCUCAGCAUGCUAUCAAACAUGAAUUUGAGUAUAACACAGAGAAGAGUGCACCAUGUAGGUUCAGGGGCUAUUGUAAAAGAAGAGAUGAAGAUAAUUGUCCAUGGAGGAUACAUGCUUCUACAACGGAUGAUUUGUGUACCGUAGUGGUGAAAAAAAAUCCUUUUGGUCAUGAUUGCUCUAGUGCAAGAAGGAAAAAGAAGGUGAAGAAUGCAACUAAGUACUGGAUAUGUGAGAAGGUGAAGGACUGGCUCAUUGAAGAUGCAACUCUAGGAGCAAAGGAAUUGCGAAAGAAGCUUAAAGAACACCACAAGGUCAAAAUCAACUACAAGAGAGUAUAUAUGGGUAAGUUGCUAGCCUUGAAGCAACUAUAUGGUGAUUGGGAUAUCAGCUUUGACAAUUUGUAUAGGUUUAAGGCACAAGUUGAAAGUUGUUGCCCCGGUAGCAUAGUCCAGAUUGAUCAUCACACAAUAAAUGGUAAAAUCAGGUUUAGAAGAAUUUUUGUUGCUAUGAAACCUUGCAUAGAGGGGUUCCUUAGUGGCUGCAGACCAUAUUUGGCAAUAGAUAGCACAUUCUUGACGGGCAGGUUCAAGGGGCAGCUGGCUAGUGCUACCGCCGUUGAUGGCCAUAAUUGGAUGUAUCCGGUUAGUUUUGGAGUCUUUGAUUCUGAAACUAACGAGAAUUGGAUUUGGUUCAUGCAAUUGCUAAGACAGGCCAUAGGAUCACCAAAUGGGUUGGCCAUAUGCACCGAUGAUGGUCAAGCAGUAAUGACAGGGGUGAAAGAAGUGUUCCCAGAGGCGGAACAUAGGGAAUGCAUGUUUCACUUGGUGACCAACUUCAAGAAGAAGUUCCAUGGGAAGGUGUUUGAUGACCACCUUUGGGUUGUUGCUUACUCAUGGAACCCAUAUUUAUUUGACAAACAUUGGGUUGCUAUGGAGACAACAAAGCCAGCUGCAACUGCAUAUAUAAGGAAGUGGCACAAUAGGUUGUGGUCUAGGAGUCAAUUUUCAACUAUAUGCAAGGUAGACUAUGUAACCAACAACCUGGCCGAGAGCUUUAACAAUUGGAUUAAGCACCACAAGUCCUUGAACUUGGAUGACCUCUUUGAUAAGGCGAGACAAUUGAUUAUGAUAUUGUGGAACCGAAGGAGAAAAGUAGCAAAGGAGUUAGAUGGUUUGAUUCUGCCCCACAUAAUUAAGAAGCUGAAUGCAAUGACCAGGGAAUUAAACUUGGAGGUGGUAGAAAGCUCAGAAGAAGUGGCUGAAGUAACUGCAUUAGGUGGUAGUGGAUUUAGAUUUGUGGUCAACUUGCAAGAGGGGACAUGUUCUUGUCGACAAUGGCAAGUUUCUGGCCAUCCUUGCAAACAUGCUCUUGCAUUCAUCACGUCACUUAGCAAUGCACACAUACGACACUAUGUGGACUUGUAUUUCUCCGUUGACAAAUAUAGAGCAGCUUAUGCCCAACUAAUUCCAGCUAUGUCGGACAAGACCCAAUGGCCUAAAUCUAACCAUGGAUUCUUCAUGCAUCCACCACUAUUGAAGGCCACGGCUGGUAGGCGUAAAACUGAGAGGUACAAAGGUUGCGGUGAGAAGAAAAGGAAAAGUGGUCAACACUUAUGCCCUAUUUGUAAGGAAUAUGGGCAUCAUUGGCACAAAUGUAAGAAAGGAAAUCCAGAGGACAUUUGGACUUAUGAGUGCAUCGAAGAACCACCAAAGAAAAGGACAAAGACAACCAAAACAGCUGAGUUAUCCAUUGUGCCUUGCGAAGAUGGAGUACCAACAAGAAUCUGUUUUCCCCCAAGCAAAAGCUUGAAGAAUACAAACAAAAAGGGAAAAGGGGGGAAAUCUGAAUCAGUUCGAUCAAGAGAUCAAGAACCGGCUCAAAACAUCCGGAGCCAAUUUCCAUCGAGUUUCCUAUGCACGGCGAUGAAACAAAUGUUCCUGUGA